Messenger RNA from Pelecanus crispus (Dalmatian pelican), 404 nucleotides. Lineage: Eukaryota; Metazoa; Chordata; Aves; Pelecaniformes; Pelecanidae. The record is from RefSeq and is a predicted model, not a curated record.
AGUUUCUUUUUUGAACAGCAAACGGAGGGAACUGCUCGCAUUGCUGCUGCUGCUGCUGCCGCUGCUGCUGCUCCAGCUGCGUGUGUGUGUGUGUAAACAGGAUGGUGUAUCUGUAGCUGCCACGCGCAAACACACAUUUGACCAUGAGGACUCUUCGCAGGUUGAAGUUCAUGAGUUCGCCCAGCCUCAGUGAUCUGGGCAAGAGAGAGCAGGCAGCCUUGGAUGAGCGGGGGACCCAGCAGCGACGGGCCUGCUCCAACGCUACCUGGAACAGUAUCCACAAUGGAGUAAUAGCGGUGUUCCAGCGUAAGGGUCUCCCGGACCAUGAACUUUACAACCUCAAUGAAGGAGUCAGGCAAUUAUUGAAAACAGAACUGGGAUCCUUUUUCACUGAGUAUCUACAG